UAAACUUGAACAGUGCACAAGGGUUAAUGAGUGUUUACAGUCUGAGGCUCACCCUUAUUAUCAGAGCUGCUGAAAUCCUCUUUAUUUCAUGUCAGUAGUUCCUGUUUUCCUCUCAUUAACUAAACUGAUGUCCUGAGAGCUACAAUUUUGCCACAUUAGGUUAAUUUUGCUGGUGUCAGCUGACUUGAGCAAAUUAAAUAAUCACAUAAUGUCACCUACAAGAUCCAAUUAAUUUCCUCAAUCAGUGUAGAUGAAUCACAUUUCUCUGUUUGUUCUCCUGAAGCUCUGCCGCCAUCAGUGAAAGACAAAGACAGAGUUUAUUGAAGGACAGUGAGAAGAUGAGUGAUCCAGAACCCUGCAGAAUUAAACAGGAAGAGACUGAAGAACUAAUAGGUGUGCGUGUGAAGGAGGAGAGUGAAGAACUGAGUGAGGAUGAGGAGAAACAUCAAAUCAAAAGUGAAACUGAAACUCACACAAACGGUGAACAGAGUGUUCCGGUGAACCAAACAGCCGUGAAAAAAUUCACCUGCACUCAGUGUGGAAAGAGCUUUGGCUACAAAACCACUUACCAGCAUCACUUGAAGAUCCACACUGGAGAGAAGCCGUACGAGUGUUCAUACUGCGACAUGAGAUUCAUACGGCCUUCAGAUCUGAAAACCCAUGAGCGGACUCACACCGGAGAGAAACCGUAUCAGUGCACUUUUUGCGGGAAGAGAUUCUCACGAUUGUAUUCUCUACAAUUACACCUUCAAAAAAAGAAAAUGCUGGUGAAGGAGAGUGAACCCAUGAAGGUCCACGAUAGUGUCGAGCCAAAGAAGUCAUUUUCAUGCUUCGUGUGUGGAAAAACGUUUGCGUAUCAACAAAACUUACUAAAACACGAGACCACUCACAACGGAGAGCAAGAGUGCUCGCACUGCAACAAGACAUUUAGUACGUUAAGUGGCCUGAAAAGUCACGAGAAGAUCCACACUGGUGAAAAGAAGCAUGUGUGCUCGCAGUGCGGGAAGAGUUUCACUAGAGCUACACACUUGGAGCAGCACAUGAGGAUCCACACCGGGGAGAAACCGUACAAGUGCUCACACUGCGACAAGAGAUUCAAUCAUUCAGGGCAUCAGAGAACACACGAGAAGACUCACUCUAAAAAAGGAGAGGUCGUCGCCCCGUAAUAAACACAUGAAGAUCCACACGGGAGAGAAACAUUUUUGAGUGCUCCAGAUCUGAAGAGCCAUCUGAGAGUGUGAAAUUUGGUUGGACGGUGCUACAAGGGGAAAACGGAGACAUCUGAAAACGAAGGCGGGGCCUGCCGACAUUCGCCUCUCUGAUUGGGUCUUUUCCCUCAAUAUUAAGUUAGCUACACACAGUUCAGUCCUCCAUCCUCUCCGUAUAAGUUCAGACUUCGCAAGUUUGAUGUGGAAAACAGACUCGCGAGUGUACUUUAUAACGUCAUUCACAUCACCCUGGCUAUGC
Messenger RNA from Danio rerio (zebrafish), 1467 nucleotides. The record is from RefSeq and is a predicted model, not a curated record. Lineage: Eukaryota; Metazoa; Chordata; Actinopteri; Cypriniformes; Danionidae.